CCAUGUUUACUGGAGCAAGAUCAUGACUUCGCUCAACAAGUCAGAUGAGGCUUCCUCCUCUACCUCUUCCUCCUCCUCCUCCUCCUCCCUUGAGCAGAACUUCUCCAUUAUUGCCUCCCACGACCCCCCCUACACCGAGUCCUUUCCCACUCCCACCUCCCUGCUGACGUCCUCCAACUGCACCAGCUCGCCGUCGGCCGCGUCGCCUCCCUACAACUUCUACGCGGUGCUGCUGGUGCUCCUCAUCUUCUGCGUGGUGUUCGGUAACGUGCUGGUGUGUGUGGCGGUGUCGCGGGAGCGCGCCCUGCAGACCACCACCAACUACCUCAUCGUCUCCCUCGCCGUGUCCGACCUGCUGCUGGCCACCCUGGUCAUGCCCUGGGGCGUCUACCUGGAGGUGGUGGGAGAGUGGCGCUUCAGCCUCAUCCACUGCGACAUCCUGCUCACCCUCGACGUCAUGAUGUGCACCGCCAGCAUCCUCAACCUCUGCGCCAUCAGCAUCGACAGAUACACAGCGGUGGCCAUGCCGCUGCUCUAUAACACCAGAUACAGCUCCCGGAGGAGGGUGGCGGUCAUGAUCGCGGUGGUGUGGUUCCUCUCUUUCGCCAUCUCCUGCCCUUUGCUGUUCGGCCUGAACAAUACGGCCAGCCGUGAAGGCACUACGUGCAGCUUUGCAGACCCCGCCUUCGUGGUGUACUCGUCUGUGGCCUCCUUCUACGUUCCCUUCAUAGUGACCUUGCUGGUGUAUGCACAGAUCUGCGUGGUGCUCCGCAAGCGAGGCAGACGCACGGCUCCGCCGCGCCAACACGAUCUGCUCACGCAGAGCGGGGCCGAGGCAGGAGAUGCCCACCGACACCGGAAGAAUAAGUGUACACAGCCUGAGGAUGUAAAACUGUGCACUCUGAUCCUGAGACCUGCCACGGCAGCCCCACAGCGCAAGAAAGUGACGCUGGUGAAGGAAGCCGUGGUUCAUCCCCUGGAGGUGGAGCCGGGUCAGUUCCUGCCACAGACCCAGCAGAGCCUGGACCCUCCCCCGGCACCUCAAACCUCCUCCCGCUCGGGACGCUCCAGGAUCUCCCUGUCCAUCUCGGUCGGGCCCGCCCCCGUUCUGCCCUCUACCGUGACGCGAUCGGCACUGACGCCCCGUCCCCCCACGCUGGAGGACGGCAUGAGGGGCCGCGAGGGAUGGAGGGAGCGCGGUGGCGGCGGCAGCGGGAGGGAGAAAUGGGGCAUCACCAAGGAGAGGGUGAGGGGAAGGCUGUCACAACAGAAGGAGAGGAAGGCGACUCAGAUGCUGGCUAUUGUUCUUGGAGUGUUCAUCAUCUGCUGGCUGCCCUUCUUCCUGACCCACGUGCUGAAGGCUCACUGCCGGAGCUGCUGCAUCUCGCCCUCGCUGUACAGCGCCGUCACCUGGCUGGGGUACCUCAACAGCGCCGUCAACCCCGUCAUCUACACCACCUUCAAUAUCGAGUUCCGCAAAGCCUUCAUCAAGAUCCUGCACUGUUAGUUCACGGCGAUCAGAAGCACCGGCCGGCAGGGAAAGAACAAACAAAACGAG
This is a messenger RNA of Salarias fasciatus (jewelled blenny), 1558 nucleotides long. Its product is annotated as D(2) dopamine receptor A-like. Gene Ontology annotation, biological process: adenylate cyclase-inhibiting dopamine receptor signaling pathway; phospholipase C-activating dopamine receptor signaling pathway; regulation of dopamine secretion. The transcript is spliced from 7 exons. Bases 23 to 1507 code for a protein of 494 amino acids. The record is from RefSeq and is a predicted model, not a curated record. Gene Ontology annotation, molecular function: G protein-coupled receptor activity; dopamine neurotransmitter receptor activity, coupled via Gi/Go. NCBI's taxonomy places the organism in Eukaryota, Metazoa, Chordata, Actinopteri, Blenniiformes, Blenniidae. Gene Ontology annotation, cellular component: presynaptic membrane; glutamatergic synapse; plasma membrane.